This is a messenger RNA of Racocetra persica, 396 nucleotides long. The record is from the annotation of a GenBank genome assembly. NCBI's taxonomy places the organism in Eukaryota, Fungi, Glomeromycota, Glomeromycetes, Diversisporales, Gigasporaceae.
AUGUCAUUAAAUUUAGAAACCUUUUUAUUAAAAGAUAUAAAAAAUUUAUUUAACGAUCCAAAUUACUCUAAUGUAGUAAUUCAUGUUGGUCGACAUCCUGAUACUAAUAGUUUCAACGCACAUUCUUUGAUAUUACGAGCAAGGUCAUCAUAUUUUCGUUCGGCUUUAAAAACAAAUAAUGGCCAAGUAUCUACAUUAAAAUUGCCAGAUAUUUCUCCUCGCGUGUUUGAAUGCAUUUUAAAGAUUCCACCAACAAAGUUUCGACAACUCCCACCUCGCAUUGUAGCAGAUUCGAGUAAUGAGUUGUUCAAGGUUGAAAAAAAGAGUAUCGGUGAUGGGGAUUCAAGGAAGAGAACUAGAAUAGAGGAUGAAGAAGAUGAGUUAGAUUUUGAUUAA